Ascochyta rabiei is the source of this 585-nucleotide messenger RNA. RefSeq lists its product as uncharacterized. The transcript has a single exon. The record is from RefSeq and is a predicted model, not a curated record. The coding region runs from base 1 to 585 and encodes 194 amino acids. NCBI's taxonomy places the organism in Eukaryota, Fungi, Ascomycota, Dothideomycetes, Pleosporales, Didymellaceae.
AUGGUUUCGUCGCAUCGCCUAAAUCGUAGAGAGACUCACUAUCAUCUCAAAAUUCUCACCGACACGCCAGAGUGGACUUUGGCAGCAUCUCAUCCGCGCGUGUCCCCGUCGUCGACAGUUUCGAACAAUUACCGACUGCCAGACCAUAAACCAACUCCAAAGAGAAGGACAACCAAACGUUCAUCAUCAACCUCAUCAAGUCUGGAAAGCCAAACUUUGACUGCGAAACCAAGUCUCACGACCAAAAGGUCGGCAAUUCGCAAAGUCACUAAAGUGAGAAGCCUCAAGAUCAACUGGAGUAAGGAUAUCGCCAUUCAAAGAAUCGCAAAGAACCUGGCUCUUCUUUGUGACGAAGUCAAAAAGCUGAAUCAUGAGAUCAUCCGUCUUCGAUCGUGCGUGAGCGCUGUGAGUUUUCAACAGUAUAACGACGAAGCUCUCAAGGUCGGUGCCUCAGUCAAGGAAUACAUACACCGUUUCUUAGAUCGGUCAUGCGCUGCAAGAAAAGCAGAAGGCACCAAGAAGCUUGGAGAUGGAGGCAAGAUGUUUCAUCGAAAUCAACGACUCCAGGAGAAGGUUUUGAGAUAA